UUAAAUAACCCCUUGCGCAACUUGAUGAAUAGUGUCGCUGUCAAAAGCGAUAGAGGCAGACGAAGGUAUGUUGAUAGACAGACAGCUGUAACAGAGAAGCGAGGAGGAGAAGCUGCGUCAUGUCUCCUCUUCACGGUUACAUGUAGUUAUUUAUCAGCCGAGCUGGAUAUCGGGGAGAGUUUGCUCAACUGUUACCGUCACCGUGCCGUCCCGGGCUUAAUGUUGUGUUGCUUUGCCUUUUUCUGGAAAGCUAUGGAGACCAGAACAUGCCAAGUCUAAGUGCUGUUUUACAAUUCUGAGCAUUUCGAGGUUCUUGUGAAUAUUCUUCCUCCUUAUCAAACUUCAACGCAGGAGGAAACCCUUAGGCUCGACAAGGAGCCUCAGAAGGCCCACAGCCCAACAUGGUGAACAGCCAAGCGUCAGGCGUACCACCAGCCCCCAGGUCGUGUGCAGGAUGCGGAGGGAAGAUUGCCGACCGCUUCCUGCUCUACUCCAUGGAGCGCUACUGGCACACUCGCUGCCUCAAGUGCUCUUGCUGCCAAGCCCAGCUGGGAGACAUUGGCACCACCUGCUAUAGCAAAGGGGGCAUGAUUCUCUGUCGGAGUGACUACAUCAGACUGUUCGGGCACAGCGGGGCGUGCAGCGCCUGCGGCCAGUCGAUUCCAGCCAACGAAAUGGUAAUGAGGGCACAGGGAAAUGUUUACCACCUCAAGUGUUUCAGUUGUGCCACCUGUAGAAACAGACUGAUGCCUGGUGAUCGCUUCCAUUACAUCAAUGGUACAAUCUUCUGUGAGCACGACAGACCCAGUGCUGCCUUGCUCAACAGCCACCUGCCUCCACUUCAGAGCAACUCUGUGCUAACAGACCAGAAGGUUUGCUGAGUGGCAGGGGGGCUGUGCGUUGCCCUCGCCUUUUCUCCUGAGCAUCACUUCUCCUCAUUGCACUCCUCUUCUACUGCUACUGUUGCUCUUGUUGUGGAUUUUCAUCACCGCCUCGCCUCUCCUCCCCAGAGAAGAUGCAGUUUUUCACCAAGAUGUCCUGUCCUUCACCAUACCAGAGGCUUAAUAUACCACAUACAAAGUCACAUUUAUGUUGUGUUCAAUGUAAAAGUGGUCUGCACAUCAUGCAAAGACUUACAGUGGGUGUGGAUGGCACUGGCAAAAUACUCCUUCAGGACUAAGAGAAAGCACGAGGAAGUAAAUGACGUUGAAAGCCAGCACCAACAGGAAAAGGGAACAAAAGAUGUCUGAAUGAAUGUUUGAUGGACUGAUGUAAAAUGACUGUCAAAGCUUUGCUUAUGCCAUGUGGCAUUAUUUCCCCUGAGCAUCAGUGUUUUUAAUGAACUCCUGAUCUCUCUCUUGUAUAUGUUAAUCUGAGAUUUUACACACUGAGAACUGAAUGUAAAAUUGUGGGGUGUCAGGCAAAAUCCAGAGUAUCUGAAAAUGUUAAGUCAGAAACUUUUAAAUGAGUCCAACCAGAAACUUUUUUGUAAGCACUCAAGGAAAACAGAAAUCUAAUAUUGCUGUUACCUGUGAUUACUGAUAUUUCAGAUGCCCUGCACAAAGAACAACUGAAAUGAUCAGGUGAAGGUGUUGCUUUUUUAUGUGGACUUUUAUUUCUUUAUCAAAUGCCUGUUCAGUGUGUUUAAAAAAAAAAAAGUGAGGUUAACAAAAAUCAUAUUAAACGAUUUUUCCUGUAACGUUGCGAAGUGAGCUGAGGUCAUUUUGAAGCCCCAUAGCAGCAUUACAGUGACAUUGUAUUGCAUGGUACCUAGCAUGGUGGAUGUGGCUAACUCUCUCACUCUCUUUAGCCCUGUAUGGCAAAAACAUGCCUGAUUACCCCGAGGAAUGGAAUUAGGAGGCUUGAGCUCUGACCAUUUACAGAAGCAAUUAAACAUGAGCCCUGUAUCUUUGCUGCUGGAGCUCCUGGGAGGCUGAACUUGGGGCAUAUCCCGUGGCUGAAUGGCUCAGUGGCUGCCUGCCUGCCUGCCUCUCAUAAAGCCUAAUCUGAAAGCAGGCUAAUUAAAGGGGAGUGACCCCCUCUACAUCCAGGGCAUUUGAAACAAUCUAAUGUAUUUACUGUUUACCAUGUUCCAAUUAAAGCUCCCACACAUCCAUGUUUGUUUCCCAUCACAGCUCUUUGUUCUCAGCCACUCUACAUGGCUUCUGAAAAUUAUUUUCCUGAGCUGCAUCUAAUUUGCUCUAACUCAGUGUGCCUUUUUAG
Messenger RNA from Xiphias gladius (swordfish), 2223 nucleotides. It is a transcript of the gene lmo4lb, whose product is annotated as LIM domain transcription factor LMO4-B. Bases 402 to 881 code for a protein of 159 amino acids. The record is from RefSeq and is a predicted model, not a curated record. NCBI's taxonomy places the organism in Eukaryota, Metazoa, Chordata, Actinopteri, Istiophoriformes, Xiphiidae. The transcript is spliced from 5 exons.